Megalops cyprinoides (Indo-Pacific tarpon) is the source of this 1363-nucleotide messenger RNA. Its product is annotated as LIM/homeobox protein Lhx2-like. The transcript is spliced from 6 exons. Gene Ontology annotation, molecular function: DNA-binding transcription factor activity, RNA polymerase II-specific; RNA polymerase II transcription regulatory region sequence-specific DNA binding. Gene Ontology annotation, cellular component: nucleus. Gene Ontology annotation, biological process: neuron differentiation; regulation of transcription by RNA polymerase II. The record is from RefSeq and is a predicted model, not a curated record. Bases 172 to 1356 code for a protein of 394 amino acids. Lineage: Eukaryota; Metazoa; Chordata; Actinopteri; Elopiformes; Megalopidae.
GAUUGUCAAGAAGAGACGGCACAAAGAGAUGCAAACGCCAACUCAGAGCUAAGAACCUGUUUUAUUGAAUUCCUCCGUUCCGCCGUUCAUGGGAAUAUUUCAGUAAAGACCACCAACAUUUGCUGCAGAUCUGAAGAAAAAACGUGCAAUUUCCACUUCUCAGCGGCAGCGAUGCUUUUCCACAGCCUCCCCGGAGGCGAGAUGCAGGGGAUCAUUGAUGAAAUGGACCGGAGAGGAAAGGGAGAUUCGGCGGCAAUCAGCUCGACCAUAGACAUGGGUGAAACCGACACGAACGCGACCGCCAUUAGUGGCGACCGUGUGGCUCUGUGCGCCGGCUGCGGGGGAAAGAUCUCCGACCGCUACUACCUGCUCGCAGUGGACAAACAGUGGCACAUGCGCUGUCUGAAGUGCAGCGAGUGUAAACUCAACCUGGAGUCCGAGCUCACCUGCUUUAGUAAAGAUGGCAGCAUUUAUUGCAAGGAAGACUAUUACAGGCGAUUCUCCGUGCAGAGAUGUGCCCGGUGCCACCUUGGUAUUUCAGCGUCGGAAAUGGUGAUGCGCGCCAGGGAUUUGGUGUAUCACCUGAACUGUUUCACCUGCACCACCUGCAGCAAAAUGCUGACGACGGGAGACCACUUCGGCAUGAAAGACAGUCUGGUGUACUGCCGGGUACACUUUGAAACGCUAAUACAGGGGGAAUACCAAGCACAUUACAACCACACGGAUAUAGCGCCCAACAAAGGCGGAGGACUUGGUGCAGGAACGGCUAAUGCGCUCGGGCUGGGCUACUACAACGGCGCGAGCACUGUGCAGAAGGGCAGACCGCGGAAGAGAAAAAGUCCUGGACCAGGAGCAGACCUGGCAGCUUACAACGCAGGGCUCACCUGUAAUGAGAAUGACAGGGACCUCCCAGAGCGGGACUCCCACUAUGGAUCCAGCCAGAAGUCCAAGCGCAUGAGGACCUCCUUCAAACACCAUCAGCUGAGGACCAUGAAGUCCUACUUCGCCAUCAACCACAACCCCGAUGCCAAGGACCUGAAGCAGCUGGCCCAGAAAACAGGCCUGACCAAACGAGUGCUGCAGGUCUGGUUCCAGAACGCCCGGGCCAAAUUUCGACGGAACCUACUACGUCAGGAGAACACGGGGGUGGACAAGGCGUCGGACGGAUCCACACUGCAGGGGGGGUCGCCCUCCGGUCCGCCCUCAGACAUCUCCAACACCUCCAUGAGCCCCUCGGCAACCCCUACCCUCACAGACCUCACCAACCCCACCGUGACCUCCGUGCUGACCUCAGGGGGGCUGGACAGCCACGAUUCCAGGAGCCCCCCCGAGGCCACCCUCACCAGCCUGUUUUGACACCCCA